AUUGUGAAGCAAUCGGUGAAAAAGGGAGUGAGAGCGAAACGAGUCUCAUUUUCUGUUUGAAUGGAGGAGGUGAGCGAGGGAGCGCGUGCUAGUAUUAGUCUUGAGACCAGUCGCUAGGCCGUGAUUAUUUGACUGAUUAACCCCCCGCAGACCUGGAUCACGGCUAGUACAUGGUGAGCCACAGCCUCGCUCGCACGAGUAUCGCUCUCCGCUCUGCCCACCGCGGCAAAAUGGUGAAAGGUAAACGAAGAACAGUCCGCAGCAGCAAAGAUGAGAACACUGUUAUUAAUCACCUGGAUGGGCCUAAGGGACCAAAAGACUCGAGACUGGAAGCCAUGGUAGUCAAUGGCUCUUUAUUAAGCAGUAAAUUGGGUCACACAGGCACCAUAGCCAAGAGAGAAACAAAGAUGACUGCAUAUUUUUCUCCUUCCAGGUCUCCUCCAGCAGCUGACGAUGCUGAAGUUGAAGGUGCAACUGUCAUCCAAGAUAGCUGUAAAAUGGCUUCAGAAUUGACCAGUGCCCAGCUGAGCCGGCCUCGUCCAAGUUCAGCGCCAAGUACACCUACAAAAAUGAUGAAUGGCUAUAUUAGUGUUACAGACACAGUGGGUAUUCUCACCACACCUCCAAAGCGUACUGUAUGUACACGUAGUCAGGCGUUAAAAGAAGUGCAACUUAAGCCUUUUCCCACCUCUGACAACAAUGUAUCCGUUUCCUCAAAUGGCUCUAAGAGCUUAGUGUUAACGCAGUGUCCUGGUCAUGUUGAUGCAACAUCUACAGAUUCUGGUGUGCCUACAGUAUUAGCUGGAUCCACUUCACUUACCUCUUCACCUUUAUCUGCAGAAGAUAGCACUAGUCCUCACGCAGGCCCACCAACACCCCACAAGAUUCAGGCGCUUAAUGAGGAGAAACUGCGGCUAGAUUCUCCUCUUUCACCUUCAUCUGCUAUGUCCAAACUCAAACUGUCUCUCACGCCAAAGAAGCUUGCAUUCAAUGGCAAACCAACCAAAGCAAGAAAAAAGCUGCCCAUGCAAACCGGCACCAGAGGAGUACUGCAGAUCAAAGGCGAGAAAUCCUCCAAAAUUAAUACAUCAACAACAUUGCCAAAUGGAGAAGUUAAACCAGCUCUUCGUAACACUCAAAUGACUCAAUUCUUCCCUAUACGAAGAUCUGAGCGAAAACCAAAAACUACACUUAUCCAAGAACGUCAGAAGGAAAUAGAGGAGAGAAUUAAAAGCAACAAAGAGGAGGGUCUAAUGGUGAAAAAUUUUGGUGCCAAAGGACGUGGGGUAGUCACAACAAGACAGUUUGCCAAGGGAGAAUUUGUUGUCGAGUACAUUGGAAAUCUUAUAGAUGUGCGAGAAGCCAAGGAGAGGGAGAAGAUUUAUGCACUAGACUCGUCAAAGGGUUGCUACAAUUACUACUUUACUUUCCAAAACCAACAAUACUGUAUUGAUGCCACAGAAGAAAGUGGUUUCUUAGGACGGCUGGUGAACCACAGUCGUAAUGGUAAUCUGGUGACGAAAGCAGUGGAGGUCAGUGGUCAACCACAUUUAAUUUUGUUAGCUAAACGUGACUUGGAGCCAGGAACAGAGAUCCUUUAUGACUAUGGAGAUAGGUCGAAAGAGGCAUUGGAGCAUCAUCCAUGGUUGGCAUCGUGAUUUCUAGCUGUAGAGUAUUAGAAAUGUUUUCAUAACUAAUUUUCAUUGAUUUAUUUCGAGAUUCAUUGGGGUAAAUGUCAGAUGUUGUGAGCAGCUAUAGAUAGUUAUACCUAAAGAUUUCAAUAUGUGUUAUUUGCUGUAAAAAUAUAACGAGGGUUAUAUUGUAAAGUUGGACUUUGAAUUACAUUUCAUAUGAUGGAAAAAUUAAGAUUGAUAAUUUAAUUAAUUAUUGCACAUGAAUAUAGAAAAUUGUCAUUGUUGAAUAUCAAAAUUAAUUUUACUGUCAUUUAGUCAUACCUUAGGUAUAGCUGUUUCAGCUUUAGCAGUGAGAUUUAUCUUCCCCAUUGACCCUCUUAAUCUGUGAUGAAUUAAUGUCAUCUGUUUACUACUGCCAGUCACUGAUGUUCUAUAGUUGUACAUGACACAAAUAUGUUGAAUUCCCACCUCCUGUGGGUGUGGCAAGCAAGAAAAUUUAAUAUAUUGUAACUUAGAUAUGUAGAAUUUAUUUUAAAUUUCUACAGUUAUAAAAAGUCUCGUAGCAAAAAUGUAUUGUUAACAUAUUAGGAUUUUAACAACUGCUCAGUCCAGAAGAAACACUUAAAGACUCACAGGUAUAGAAUAGCAAGCUUGUCCUGUGAGAACUAAUAAGCUUUCCUUUUGAUGCUAGUAGAGACUGUUAAAGCUGGACACUUAUUGUUAUCAAGAAUAUUAUGACUAGAAUAAGCAGUUCAGAGUACUUCAGGAUUUUGUAGAUCACUUGUCAUUUAUAAAUUCAAAACUAUUGUACUUACUUUUGCUGGAGUUCAGCUUUAAGGAAGUACAAGUUGGUAGUGGUUCUGGAACGUAUCAUUCAGAACUGUUCCAUUAACCAAAAAAAAAAAAAAAAAAAAAAAAAUUAUAUAUAAAUUAUUAAAAGUUUAAGAGUGGGAUGACUGAAACAUGAUUUUAUUUAUUUGCUAUUGUACUGUGCAUCAUGCGCGUAUAAUACAUUUUAUACAUUAAUCUAAGCAUUUAUAUGAAAGACAUGCAAGAGGAGUGUCAGUAUUGAUCUCAUGUUUGCAUAGGUAGUGACUUCCUUCACCAUAUCGAUGAUUGGAUGUAUGGUACCCGUGUCUCAAAUAUCUGUAACCAAAUGGGGUUUGUGUGAAAAGGCUUGUUUAUUAGUUAAAAUUAUAUUUUCUUUAAAUGAUAAAAGCUAGUAAUUGACGAUUGAGUAGGUAAGAUUAGUUUGAAUCGUUAAAUUUUGUCCUACUCUUAGGAGAGUAAUGUAAUGUGUUGCCACAAGUUUCUCUGUUUUAAGAUUUAAAGAUUUGGAAUACCAAUUGAUUCUUUGCUUACCAGGCACACAAGUUCCUAUAACAGAUUCAGAUUUGAACAAAGAUAGAAUGUCCACCAGUUGAAUAUUCUUAUAAGCUUUGGAAAGAUAAAUUUAACACUACAAAAUAAGGAAUGGCAGAGCACCCAAGUAAUUGAGAGGUAAACCCAUCAUAUGAACCCAUUUUCUUGGGCUUAGUCAAGUCAUUUAACUUUUUCUUUCAAGGUGAUACAAUGUAAUUUGUAUUUAAUAUCUUUGAAGAUAUGUUUUUUGAGGAAAAUGUUUAAAGAUUUGUUAAUUUUGUCCUUCAGGAAUUCUUAAGAAAUAUAUUUUGUACCCUUGUGAUUAUAAAUCCUUUUAAUCUAGACAACCUUGUUAAAAAAUUUUUAAUAGAUCAUGCAAGUCCUGUGAGGAAAUCUUGUGUAAUGGAGAGAUUUACAUAAUUGAAACCUGCCAGUGGUGUAUCUUGUGCCGAACCUGAGUACAGAUGGAGAACUUGAUUUACAUCCAGCAUUUACCCCUUGGAAUUUGUACUUUAUUGAAUCAGGCUGAAUUAUUACUAUAAAGAUUUGUUCACUUCAAACUUAAAUAAUUUGUAUGAUUAUCUUGAAGGGGUAAAGCCAGGGUGUAAAUAGAAUCUGGUAGAGGUAGCAGCAGCAGCAGCAGUGUUGUCUUAGGAUGUGAUGGAUGUUUGGACGUAGCUGACAAUGUUGCUAGCAUCUGCUGACAAGUGUUUGAGCAUAGUUACAAGUGUUCAUAGCAUCUUGUGCAUUUAUCCAUGUGCCUUGAAGAGGACAUUGAUGUAGCUAUGCAAGGGAGCAGGUGAGCAACUUGUCAGUGACAUUGAUUUUGAUUUGUUAAGAUUUCCUUUUUAGUCAAAUAAUAGCAUUGCCAAAUAAUUUUAGGAAAAUUUCCUGUUUGGAAGUUCAUCUUUCUGGUCAGUUAGAAGAGUAUUCCUACAACCCAAUAAUUUAACUAAUUUAGGAGUUGAGUAUUUUACCAAGUGUGUUUGUCAGAAGCCCUCAGAUAUGGAAGGAGAGGUGCAGCUUAGAGAUUUCAUAGGUGGACAAGUGGGCUGCAAAGUUGAAUUGUGUGAAAAUUCUUAAAUGAUUGUCUGAAGUUUAAUAAAAAUGUUUAAUUAUGAAAUUUUUCUGCGCUGUGCUUCUCUUUAAUUAGUACAAAUUUAUAAGAUCCUUUAUUGAAAACUUAAUUUAUUUAACACUUUGGUAGUCUGGUGCCUCUGCGUGUUCCUGACAGAAAACGUUCCGGGCUCCCUGGGGCCCUACUAAGUGACAGGCAAAAUGUUGGCAAUGAUUUUGCAUUUUCUACGUUAUUUAUGUUAUUACUACAAAUUUUGUGUCGAUGCUCAUAAAUGAGUUCUCUAAAAAAAAUAGAUGCGAAAACAAAAGCAUAUUAAUAAUAGAAUAUGUGCGAUAUAGACAAAUGUUUAUGAACAUUUUAACAUUAAUUUAUUAUUUAUCCAAAAUAAAAAGUAAAAUGAUUGAAAUGUGUGCAUAUGAUCACAAUACUGCAGUAAAAAAAAAUAUUUUUUUUUUAAACUUUUCAAGAAAUUUUCAGUUGGAAAAAAUAUGUGCACUAGUAUGGACAGCCUGUGAUGUGAAAAUGCUUACAAUAAUGUUGCACUUUUUAAAUUACUAGUUAGGUUAUAACCACAAAUUUGGCAUCAAAAUGUUUUGAAAUAUAUUGUUUUAGAGUAUAGAUGCAAAAAUUAAAAUAUUUAAACGAGAUUAUGUGUGACCGCAAUGAAUAUAUGAAAGUGUCGUAAGUAAGGCCUCGUGAGCGAGCAGGAAGCUCUCUGAUCUGGUCAGUCCACUUGUGCCCUAGAUCAGGCAUAUCAAACUGAGGGUGCCCCGAGGGCCAUAUAGGUCACAUUUGUUAUCAUGAGGGCCACACAGGACAACUAAUUGCAGUUAUUUAAUAAAAACUAUUGCAGAAUAUUUUUUUUCUUAUAAUGUAGCAAAUUACCUUGUCCUUUGUGUGGGCCACAGGUGUGUGCUUGCAUAAGGCUACAUGUGGCCCAUGGGUCGCAUGUUUGACAUGACUGCCUUAGAUACACUGUAUAAACAAUAACAGCAACUUUCAUAAAUUUUCUGACUGUCUGAUAAAAAUAGAAUAUCACAAAAACUGAAACCCAAACUUUUGCAUCGGGUGAUACGUUUUAGUGGCAGUGAAACGUUUACUGUUGGAGUACGGAUGACACAUUUUGGCAUCGGAAUGCGAAAGUGUUAAAGUACAGUAUGUAGUUUUUCUUUGAAUCUCGGCGACAAAUCCCAGAAUAUCACUAAAUUAUUUGUUUAUUUGUAGUUUAAGAAAGUUGCCAUAAAAAUGUUGCUACAAUCGGUAAGAAAUGUUUAAAUAUAUUAUGUAAUAAAAACUGUAACUGCUUGAUUUAAGCAUCUGCAUUUUAUAUGGUUGAAUUACCCAUAAAUUGAAUUUAUGAAAGAUUCUAAGAUUUCCCUGCCUGGAUGGAAGUGAUGAAAGAGAAUUGUGUGAAAGAAUUUACUGUUAGUUACCUUGGAUAUUAAAAUAUAAUAAUGCAGAAAAAUAAAAGCAAAUAAUUUCUUCUCCUGGGUUAAUUUUCUAAGUAAUAUUUGAACCUGUUUGUGUUAAUAUCUUCAAACAUCCCUCAUUGGCAGUUAAGAUUAGUUCACUACAGUGAAUUGUACAUAGUACUGUUAUUUAAAAUGUAGGGCUGUUCUUUCUGACACUAUGCAUGAUUAAAGGGUGCAAAUAUUACUUCAUAAAGUUAGCAAAGAUCUAGAAGCUGUUGGUUUUUGCAGUAAUUUCAAUAUAUUCUUUGGAACUAUUUGUUUGUAUAGUUUUUCACAGCUAAAAUUUUGCAAAACAAUAUUGUGCACAUUUGUAAUUGCUGCAAAAUAGUUCUUGAACAUCUUUUACACUAAAUGAAAGUGUAAAAUUACUUUUACACUAAGUAAUGAAUUUCUUAGGUUUUACAUAGGCCAAGGAUUAUUAUCCAAAUUUUGUGGCAGGUGUUUCAUAAUCGGUCAUUACCACAACAUGACAGUAUUAAUGGAAAAGAUAAACAUUCAGUUGGUUAAGCUUGUUUAUGGAUUUAUCUAGACACGACUAAAAAAAACAUGCUGAAA
Molecule: messenger RNA, 6101 nt
Organism: Procambarus clarkii (red swamp crayfish)
Lineage: Eukaryota; Metazoa; Arthropoda; Malacostraca; Decapoda; Cambaridae
Gene: Set8
Product: SET domain containing 8
Biological process (GO): regulation of DNA damage response, signal transduction by p53 class mediator; regulation of transcription by RNA polymerase II
Cellular component (GO): polytene chromosome; nucleus
Molecular function (GO): histone H4K20 methyltransferase activity; transcription regulator activity; protein binding
Source: RefSeq, a predicted model, not a curated record